This is a messenger RNA of Paracoccidioides lutzii Pb01, 726 nucleotides long. RefSeq lists its product as hypothetical. Bases 1 to 726 code for a protein of 241 amino acids. Gene Ontology annotation, cellular component: mitochondrion. The transcript has 3 exons. The record is from RefSeq and is a predicted model, not a curated record. Gene Ontology annotation, molecular function: riboflavin kinase activity. Gene Ontology annotation, biological process: riboflavin biosynthetic process; FMN biosynthetic process.
AUGCGUCUAGAGAGCCUAAGGGACCCAGUGGCUGGGCCAGAAUCUGGCCCUGAACAUCCAUUUCCCAUGAAACUCUCUGGUCCAGUUAUCAAAGGGUUCGGGAGGGGUAGUAAGGAGCUCGGAAUCCCCACCGCCAACAUUCCCCCCGACUCCCUUUCAGCAUACGGACAUGUUGAGUCAGGCGUAUACUACGGCGUCGCCGCUCUUGACCCAUCCAAAUUCAAAUAUAAAAAGGAUAGCGAUGCCGAGAAACAAACAAAUGGUGCCCUUGAAACGCCACCACCGGAGCCUACACUCGAAGAUGCCGAUGCAAAUGUCUUCCCCUGCGUUCUGAGCAUAGGGUAUAAUCCCUUCUAUAAGAAUACGGUUCGGUCUGUGGAAAUCCACCUCCUCCCCAAAUUCACCAGUCCGAGUUCCAGCAUGAACGGCUCCCCUUCAGCCCACCCAAUCAACAACACCGCCCAAACGAACCAGCAAAACCAACGACCCAACUUCCUCCGCCUGCCCGAUUUCUACGGUACACGCCUAAACCUGUUGGUGCUGGGUUAUAUCCGGCCUGAAUACGACUAUGUCAGCCUUGAGGCGCUGGUGGAUGAUAUCCGGAUCGACUGUGAGGUGGCGAGGAGGAGUUUGGAGAGGAAGGGGUAUCUGGGCUAUUUAAAGGGAGCUGGUGGUGGGGAAGGAAGGGGAGUGAGGGAGGCGAGGGACUGGCUGAGGAACUUUUAG